Molecule: messenger RNA, 1410 nt
Organism: Exaiptasia diaphana
Lineage: Eukaryota; Metazoa; Cnidaria; Anthozoa; Actiniaria; Aiptasiidae
Product: neuropeptide SIFamide receptor-like
Exons: 1
Coding region: 68-1237 (389 amino acids)
Biological process (GO): G protein-coupled receptor signaling pathway
Cellular component (GO): membrane
Molecular function (GO): G protein-coupled receptor activity
Source: RefSeq, a predicted model, not a curated record
UCAUCUACCAAUCAUCUUUGAAACCAUUCAAAACGACCUUCAACAAGUACCUUUAUCCUUCUGAACAAUGAAUAAUUCUACUACUGUGGCUAUCAUGUCAAGAAAUACAGCUCCUGUAAUUACAAUCCUUGCUACAAUUUCCCCAGUUGCAAUGAACUCGUUCAACAAAAGUGAUAAUAGUUCACAGUCUAAAGCCACAAGGAUUUGUCCUGACGAACAAACCGAGCAAGAAAGGAUUAUCAAGAUAAUAGCCUAUUCAGUUAUUCUUGUCGUAUCGUUGAUUGGUAACAUUCUCAUUGCUGCUGUUAUCCUCAGCAACAAGAACAUGAAGAAACCAACGAACUACUUCAUCCUCAACUUGGCCAUAUCUGACCUUGUAGUCCCAACCAUGUCUCAUAGCAGGGAAUUGGCGUUGUUGUACACAAAAUCUAAAUAUGAUUUAAAAUGGCUUGUCGGAGGAACAUUUGGUACAAUAUUUUGCAAAUUGGUGCCAUUUUUUCAUGAUGUAACAACUGCUGUAUCAAUACUCAGUUUGAUUCUCAUCACUAUCGAUAGAUUCAUUGCASUCGUUUUCCCAAUGAAACACUACAUUAUGUCAAAAACAGUGUGCAGAGUACUGAUCUUUGGAACAUGGUUGGUAGGAAUGAGCCUACAUGCAAUCUAUUUAUACACAUUUGAACUCUGGGUCGGCUCCCAUGGGAUAACUUUCUGUGGGUCAAGAUGGUACAAAAAAUUUGGUUGGGAACUUGGAAAAAAAAUUUUUCGCAAUUACUCUCUAACAUUGUUCUUUCUUCUUGCUGUAACACCGAUUAUUGUAAUGACUGUUGCAUAUACUAUUAUCAUCGUCAGCCUCAAAAAACAGUCUAUCGCAUUAGAAGACUCGUUCAGUGAUCGACAAAAACGGCAGAGGGCCGAUAAAGAGAAAAAGAUCGUAGCCAUGGCGAUAUCGAUUAUCGUAGCAUUUAUAAUAUCGUGGACUCCAUGUAAUAUUUAUGCAUUUAUGGCACUGUUCGUAUAUAAACACAGUAUGCCACAAUCAUGCUUUUUAAUAACAUUUCGUUUUAUAGCAUUUUUCUGUGCAUACUCUAACGCAGCUGUAAAUCCAUGUAUUUUGUUCAUGUUCAGUCAGAAAUUCCGCCACGGAUUCAUGCAAAUGCUUACAAAAAUAGGAAUCGUUAAGAAACGUAGACAGCAGCUGCCCGCAAAUCAGCAAGAGAUGGAGAAUAUGGGCAAAUGAAAAUGAUAACUUGACAUUACAACCAUGUAAACAUUUUUGUUAUUUGGCUGAAUAAUUGUCAACAAUUAAUGUAAUCUACUAAUUAUUUUUCCGAACCAAAAUUAAAGGCGUAUUUGGCUUAUGUGAUGUUGUAAAGAUUAUAGAAGGAAUAAAGACAUAGAAUUCUUACUGGA